Messenger RNA from Fusarium odoratissimum NRRL 54006, 1414 nucleotides. RefSeq lists its product as uncharacterized. NCBI's taxonomy places the organism in Eukaryota, Fungi, Ascomycota, Sordariomycetes, Hypocreales, Nectriaceae. Gene Ontology annotation, biological process: regulation of DNA-templated transcription. The transcript has a single exon. Gene Ontology annotation, molecular function: zinc ion binding; DNA-binding transcription factor activity, RNA polymerase II-specific. The record is from RefSeq and is a predicted model, not a curated record. The coding region runs from base 1 to 1359 and encodes 452 amino acids.
AUGGGUUCUGCGACAAAGCUCAAGGCGUGCUAUUCGUGCACGAACGGAAAGCGGAAAUGUGACAAAGCUCAACCUAUAUGCGGGCGCUGCAGUGAUCGGGACGUUGAAUGCCGAUAUCCGCCUACGAAGCGGAAGAGGCUGCACUCGUCAGCACCAGGAGCGGAUAAUGGCGGAGAGAGCAGACUCAGUGUCGGACCACCGAGUCUGAUGCAAAUACCUUUCUCAACACCAGAUAAUGGCUUGAUAGACCUCACUCAGUGGGCGGCAAGUUUGAGCAAUUGGGACACUCUCCCUGCUGCUGAAUUGCCAGACGACUCGCCCGCGACGAGCAGUGAGACAGUCUCCAGCCAGAAGGAUGCUGUCGACUUCUUCCUCAGACCUGAUGCAUGGGCCGUUCGUCACAUCCCUUUUACGACACCAUCAUUCCCAAACUCGGUCUGCAUGAAUUAUGUCCACGGUAUUCAUGAGUUCUUUACUGAAUGGGUCACCAACUCUCACAGCCCGUUCAUACACAACCAACUCUACGCCGAUGCCGGGCUGCCAUCAACAAUACAGGAUGCAUUCACAUGCAUUGUCCUGCAUAACUCCAAAACACCCGCGAAUGAGACGGUCAUUGAUGAGCUACUGGCAUCGAAAGUAUCGGCAUUACUCAAGGCAUAUUGCCCGGACCUCGCUGGUCCUGAAGCGACGAUUGCCAUUCGUGAGCACCUCUCUCGAACCCAGGCGUUAUUCGUCCACCUUGUUCUAGCGCUGUUCUCACCUUCCAUUGGAGCGAGAGCCAAUGCAGAACAGCAGAUACAAACCCUUUUGUCAUGGACUCGCCAGCUCUGGGAAGCCGCUCUUCGCGACCCAGAUAUUGGCCUACCUUGCGAUGGCGGUGACAACUCAGCAGCUGCUGCCUCUGCCAAUGGCAUCGUUUUGGACUCCAUCUUCGACGGUGACCCGCUACCCCGAAAGUGGCGUUCCUGGGUUCUUUCAGAGAGUAUCCGUCGCAUAUGGCUAAUGGCAACAUCGACUAUCGGAGUGUACCUUACACUUAAACAGAAAUGGGCUGAAUGUCAUGGCGGUAUCUACUUCACGGCUCAUAAAGACCUAUGGGAAGCUAAAACCGGCUUUGCAUGGGCAGCAGCAUGUCGGAAGGCAGAUCCACUCUUCAUAUGUAGUUUAGACUGCGAGGGUCUGUUCCUGAGUGCAAAGGCAUCGGAUGUAGAUCCGAUGCUGAUCAAUCUGUUUACGAUUAUGUGGGGUGUUGAAAGAGUUGAGAAUUGGGUUGCGAGAACAUGUGAACCUGGAGAGGAUGUAAGGGUUUGGAGGGGGACGGAUUUGCCUAUGGAGAAGGGAAGGAUUGCACCUUCAUGAGAUUUGAUAUGUGCUAGAUAACGACCAUAUUCUAACCAUGCUCACUUAUUCUGUG